Messenger RNA from Ixodes scapularis (black-legged tick), 1121 nucleotides. Its product is annotated as nicotinamide N-methyltransferase. Gene Ontology annotation, molecular function: N-methyltransferase activity. Lineage: Eukaryota; Metazoa; Arthropoda; Arachnida; Ixodida; Ixodidae. The transcript is spliced from 3 exons. Bases 64 to 849 code for a protein of 261 amino acids. Gene Ontology annotation, cellular component: cytosol. The record is from RefSeq and is a predicted model, not a curated record.
CCUCGCCAGAUCUUGCUGAAGCCUCGCACAGCGUCAGUUCACUCUACAGCCGUCUUCAUUCAAAUGGGAGAUAAGCUCGCAAUGAAGCCUGAAGCCCUGAGAGAGGUGCACAAGACAACUUUUCUUCCACUAAAUUACAUCAAAAAUACCGAGAACUAUGUACUUUACCGAUUCCAACAGGAGGAAUUGCAUCACAUCUUUAACUCAGACCUCAUCCAAGGCAGCACGCUAGUAGACAUCGGCUCUGGUCCGACGAUCAACUUCGUGUUCUCGGCCACCAAGAGAUUCCAAGACAUCGUGGUCAGUGACCUGGUCGAGAGGAACCGGCUCGAAGUGGAGAAAUGGCUCCGGAAGAGCGUAGACUCCGUCGACUGGUCGUUCCGGGCCGAACAUGUCGCCGACCUGGAGGGACAUCGGGACACCAAAAAGGGGGCCUACGAAAUCAUGGAGCGAGCGCGUCGUGCAAUCAGCAAGGUGGUCCCCUGCGACGUCCUGGAGCCGGGAGUGCUUCCAGAGGAACACAGGAAAGCAUUCGACGUCGUUCUUUCGUGCAACUGUUUGGAGGCGGCGACGGCAGACCCAGAGUCGUUCGGGCGUGUACUGGCAAAUAUGGGUUCCCUGGUGAAGCCUGGAGGUUUCCUGGUCAUGGUCGGCACGGGAGGAAUCACCUGGUACGAAGUGGGCAAGGAGCCCCUUCCUAUGAUGGUGCUCACCAUAGAAAUCGUCAAGAAGGCAGUGACGGAUGCAGGAUUCGAGAUCAAGAGGUUUCGCACUGGAGAGUAUGACGGUCCCAUUUUACAAGACCGAGGCAAGCGAUUCGGAUGGGCCCUGGUGGCCCGCAAGCCUUAAUCGUACCCGGGAAGAAAGAGGAGAGCGGGUGCCUCCCAUUACGUGCAUCUUCAAUGUAGGAUUGGACAGUUUUAUGAAUUUGCCUCGUAUAUUGCAAGAUAAAGACCGCCUCAAGCCGUUCGACGACGAUGAUAGUAACGAUGAAGAGGAUGAAUAAUGUCCUUACGUUGAUGCUUGGGGGCUAUGGAAGAAGUAGGUUUUCGUUACAAUAUCUAUAAUAAUUUGUAUUUAUUGACCGUUCACAGGUGCCUCAUAAAAUCGUGUAAAUCCAA